UUGAUAUAUCCAAAUUAAUUAUAUUAGUAUUUGAAAGACCAACUGAGAAAACAGUGAGUGUUUACGCGGGAAACUGCCGUCGAUUCGUCGGCGCACCAAUCGGAUUGGCAGCUAGUCAAUACGAUGGCUGACGCACCUAUCAGCAGAGCUAGCUGAUAUUGACCCGUGACCAUACCUAACAAGCUGCUAACUUCCGGUUCAGCACCCUACGGAUUGUUAAAAUUAAACCUCUUUUACAGUUAAAAAGUUUAAUUAUGUGUCUGUAUGGAUUGAUAGCUCACUUUCUUUUCUAAAGGUAUAUGAAAGAUCCUACCUGCGGACUCAGAGGGAAGAGUAUCUUAAACAACAGCUCGCACUGGAGAAAAUGGCCUCGGAGAUAAUAUUUCACACAAUUAAUAUCACAAACGCUUUGUCGCCUGACGAAUACUUUGAAAAUAUUUCACGUUCCGCCCUUCAAGAUAUAUUCUCGAAAGAUCCUUUUGGUGUGUACGCAGAGGAGAAGGUCCAGCGGACGUUGGAUGCAAUGAAGGGAAGACGUGACAAUCUAAUAAAGCUUAUAACUGAAUCACACACCAGCGUCACUGCCUUGUUCUUCUACCACGGAGUGAAGAAAGAGAUAGAAGGAUGGAAGCAAAUUGAGAAGAUACCCCCUCCGUCUGAGGAGGAAACGCAGAAAAUCCUGCAAAAGUGUAAGAUUUCUAUUAGUAAAUACGCAAAGGCCAUUCUGCUUUGCAAGUCGUUCAUGCGAAGUAACAGCUCCUUGGAAAUUCUCAUUGUCGGUGAUGAGGAAACUUACCAAGUGCAGGAAGUCGAGAAGGAAACGUUUGCUCUCAUCCGCCUUAAAGGGGGAGCAGAUGAAGCUAUUUGCUACGCUGAAACAGCCUCGUCCCCUGAAGACAGGAAGUUCGCCGCUCAACUCAUUAAUAUAAAUGGGGAUGAGGUGUUGAAUAAACCAAAGGUGUACGAGAGAAGCCGUUCAAACGCAUGGAACAACGAAGAUUCCAUUCUGAAACUCGCCACGGCUAUCAUGAGAGAAAACGCACAGAUGAAAGAAAAAUGCAAUAUUGAUGCAAUUGAAAAAAAAGACUUGGAAGCGUUGGAGACAUUGACUCGGGUAAGCCAAAAAGUGAUCAGUAAGCUGGACCCAGGCUAUUUAGAGCCACUUGGUGAGGGCAGCUUUGGCCAGGUAUUCAGGGCCAAGAAGGACGGUCAUGAGGUGGCCGUAAAGAUCCUGAAGAACAUCGAGAACCGCAAACAAAUCGAGGACUUUGAACGGGAAGUGGACACCCUGAGGGAAGCAAAGCACCCUAAACUUGUUAAAGUCCUUGACUGGAUUUUUAUCCCGAAUCAGCUAGCAAUUGUGAUGGAGUUCAUGGCGGCAGGAGAUCUUAAAGCCUAUCUGGAGAAAUACUACGGAACCGGACAGGGGAUAGAUUUUACUAUCAGAUUCAUAGAGGAUAUUGGCUCUGCCAUUGAGCAUCUUCACUCGCUCAAUAUCAUGCAUAGAGAUGUUAAACCUGAAAACAUUUUUCUGUCAGCUGACCACACAGUACUCAAAUUCGUAGACUUUGGUCUUCCUCGCGCAACUGAAGGGACCCGUCAAACAAAAACCCAGAUUGGCUCGUAUCGUUACAUGGCGCCUGAAGUGGUCACUACUGGAGGACGUUACUCCAAAAAAGCUGAUGUUCACAGUUUUGGUUUGUGUCUGAUAGAAGUGCUGAGUGGUAAGGAGGUGUAUGAUAACAUUCUGCAGCAUGAAACGGUGUUCAACAAGAAAAUGGCGGGAGAGAAUCCGACCAUUCCGGAUAUUUCUGUUGAAGAAUUUGGAGAGGAACUGGCCUUAAAGCUCAAAGAAAUUGUAGACGAGUGUCUGAGGCCAGAGAAAUCACGUCCCGAGAUGCAUUUUGUUCUCAACAUACUGAGAGGAAAAAUUACCACACGCACAAAUACAGUGGAGCUGUACUGCGUUGGAACUGGGACAGGCACAACGGCCGUCCUUCAUGGACAGCCAAGCUCCUCCGCAAUUGUGUUUCACAGAGGGAAACCUUUGCUUAUGGUGGAUGUUGGAGCCGGCGUCGUUAAAGCUUGUAGAGAGAGGCUUGCUUACAACGAAUUUCCAAGGAAUGUUUUUAUCACGCACAACCACCUGGAUCAUGCUGGUGAGCUGCCUUUGCUGUUUGCAUUCGAGAGCAUGCGGAGAUAUUUGGCUCGUGAACCUCGCCUGAGGGUUUUGUCUGGCCCUGAGGUUCAACAUAAACUGAAGAUACACAGAUUGGACGAGAUGCUCAGUUUAUAUACACCAGAACAAGCGGCAGAUUGGUUGGCGUGUGAACAAAAUGGAGGCCCAACCUAUUUGGAUGAUGACAAACAGUUUUCUAUUAAAACUUACAGGACGCUUCAUAGCGAAAUCUGUUAUGGAUUUGUGCUUUACUUCAAAGAGGAACCUAUUCUUGGUUACUGUGUAGACUCUGGUUUCAAGGAGGACGUGUUCGAGUUUUUCUUUCAGGCCUCCACCGUGAUAGUUGACGCAAGGGAUAAUGGCACCAAAGAACACGCUUCGUUCGCAGAGGUUGUUGAAUACGUGACGAAAAUUCAACCUUCAGACACAAAGGUGUACGUAACUGGAUACGGCAUUGACGCAGAGUACCCGGAUCAAGGGCUGCCAGGACUAGAGCAACUGCGAGCAGAUCAAUACAUCACACUCUGGGAUGAAGAAAAUGAUAGAAAUACCUAGUUCGAAGCCAGAUCACUUAGUGUCUUUCUAUGGGUGAACUCGAAGCUUUCUUUCCUGGUACAAGUGGAAUACAACAGUGAUCCACUCAAGAAACAACUCAAAAAUAAAAGCUCAAAAAGGUUGAUGAUUGUUCAUGAGUCUGAACAGAAAUAGAGUAGGAUAACCUUGUAAAGAAAUGGUUGGGCAAAAGGGGCAAAGGGUACUUUCUGUUGUUUAGAAAACUCAGAUUUCUUUAUAAUAAAGUUCAAUUAAGAAUGAAA
This is a messenger RNA of Stylophora pistillata, 2994 nucleotides long. RefSeq lists its product as uncharacterized. Gene Ontology annotation, biological process: protein phosphorylation. Gene Ontology annotation, molecular function: ATP binding; protein kinase activity. The record is from RefSeq and is a predicted model, not a curated record. NCBI's taxonomy places the organism in Eukaryota, Metazoa, Cnidaria, Anthozoa, Scleractinia, Pocilloporidae.